Molecule: messenger RNA, 1326 nt
Organism: Macrobrachium nipponense
Lineage: Eukaryota; Metazoa; Arthropoda; Malacostraca; Decapoda; Palaemonidae
Exons: 7
Coding region: 427-978 (183 amino acids)
Source: RefSeq, a predicted model, not a curated record
UCGCUCCUCAGUCUUCGUUGAGUUGGUUUUUGUUGGUGUUGGUGGAUUGUGAUCGUUCGAAACCUCGGUUGCGUUUUUGUCUUAAUUUUAUCAAAGUGUAUUUCCUAUUGUCCAUGCGUUGGGUUUUGGGAAAACGAUAGUUUAGGUUGGUUGGCGAGAGGCUGGAAGACUUUUUAGACUUGUCAAUCACAGGAAUCACCAAACAGGAUAUUAGCUUUGCAGAUAUUCGGCAAAUGGCACAUUUCCUGAAGAUGAAGUAAUAUUACAGUUCAUCACUACGGCAAAGCCGAGUCAUAGAAAAUGGGUUUCAGAAACUGAUUCCUGGGCUUUUUUCUAGUCGCAUUACUCCUCGUGACUCGAGGGGCUAAUGGACGCUCGCCUGUGCACGCGAUCUCCAAUCGCGCUAUUUUACCCGAGUAUGUUUUCAUGAAUUUCACCGACAUCGCUGGUGCGUGUCUAUGCAAGGAAUUGUGCUUGGCUGUCUCGGGAUGUACAGGUGCUACGGUCUAUGAUCAUGGCAAUGGUGUCUAUGACUGUCUAAUCAGCAACAAAAAGCCUCUUGGAUACUUUGACAUGAAGUCAGACGCGGCUGCAUUGACCAUCAGAAAACAAAAGGCUCCAAAAUGUGAUGGUCCAUUCACAUUAACUGAGGUCGGGUGCAUAAUGCUGCUGGAAGAACUCCAUAUUGCCAAAACUUGUCGUAGGUUAUGUCAGUCUCUGGAUGCAGAUCUUGCUGUCGUGGAGAUAAAUGAACAGCAAAGGAAGUUAUGGGAUAGACUGAAAAGCAUCUACAAUAAGCCCGACUUUUAUUUCUUCUGGAUUGGAAUUGAGAAGAGCCAGUGGCUCACUGGUGUACCUGUGACCACUUUUACAUCACCAAAUAGUUGUGGAACCAUCCGGGAAAACGGAGUCAUUAGGGAAUCGCUAGAAUGUGCAGAAGCUCUUUAUUGUGUCUGUCAACGUUUCGUGUAUGAGUAAACAUCUUCAGUCACAAUGAGGAAGGAACCCAAGUUUAGCUUUGAUGAACACCUAUCAUGUUUGUGUUAGCCUUUUUGUGUGUAAGAAUGAACUUUGUCGUUAAUAGGGUUAUUUCUGGGUCCGACAGACUUUUUUCUUACGGAACUCUCUGGAAGUUAGAAUUGAGGAAUUCCAGUUUACUAGUGAAAAAACAAUAAUAAUAGAUGGGCAACUGGGGAAAUCAUAAACCUUUCUUUUUUUAUGCAAUGUUGUAUGUAGCAACCUUACUGACCACAGACUUUUUUUUCUUACGGAACUCUCUGGAAGUAGACUUGAGGAAUUCCAGCUUACUAGUGAAAACCAAUAGUA